AUGAACGAGAGAAAUGAGCGCUCCCGCACUCUCCCUCCUGAUUCAGUUCCAUUCAGCCCCUCUCCGAGUGAACUCCUGUCCGAAAUUUUAUUGCGUCCUUGUUACAAUUUGAAACGCGUGGAGUGCAGUGAAUAUUAUAUCGGUGAUCACAAAUUCGCCAAUGUGUUAUCUAACAUUUAUAUUGGAUAUUCUUUGAAGAAAGUAUCGGAGCGUUCCAUGCUGGAGAAAGAAAUCAGGGGCGUUAUUUAUUAUCAA
Iphiclides podalirius (scarce swallowtail) is the source of this 255-nucleotide messenger RNA. NCBI's taxonomy places the organism in Eukaryota, Metazoa, Arthropoda, Insecta, Lepidoptera, Papilionidae. The record is from the annotation of a GenBank genome assembly.